This is a messenger RNA of Sipha flava (yellow sugarcane aphid), 1392 nucleotides long. RefSeq names its product phospholipase A1-like. The transcript is spliced from 10 exons. The record is from RefSeq and is a predicted model, not a curated record. Bases 68 to 1333 code for a protein of 421 amino acids. Gene Ontology annotation, molecular function: lipase activity. NCBI's taxonomy places the organism in Eukaryota, Metazoa, Arthropoda, Insecta, Hemiptera, Aphididae.
UUGAAGACAGCCAAACAUAUCCGCACAGCUGAUCGACGGAAACAAACUCAGUCACAACUAAUUUGCAAUGUGGUCGGUAAAAAAUCAUCAUUUUACAUGGAUAUGUGCAGAGCGUUUUAGGAGCCAAUAUUCCUUUCCUCAAACUCUUUUAGUGUCUUCAGAGUCUGCAAAAUUUUCUAUAAAAAAGAUGCUGAAAGGAGGGAAAUCAGAGAAUACAGAGAAAACUGCCACUAAAAAACAAAUCCAACCAACUAGUGUAACAAUUGAUGCGGCAUUAAGUUCAAGUAUCCUAACUAAGACACAAGAUCAAUGGCACACAGCUGAAAUGACAGAAUCUAAGCAAGACGAAGAGUUAAUUCAAAAAGCAUCCGGAAUUGAAAUCCCAAUAAUUGUUCAAAUGACAAUCGAUAGCUUACAACUUGAAUUUUGGCAACCUGACAAAAGCAAUAGUGAAAACUCAUACGGUUAUAUAGUCGAUUUGAAAAAUAUAAAACAAAUUAAGUCUGUGUGGAAAAAAGAUUUGCCUUUAAAAUUGGUGACUCAUGGAUGGCUACCCGAGAAUUUCCUUGACGAAGUGAAUGGAGUAUUUUCCAUAAAAAAAAUUUACGCAGUCAAACACAGCAAAAAAUAUAACGUCUUAAGUUUGGAUUGGAAGAAGUUUGCAGGGACUAUUUUAUACUGUUCUGCAUCUUCAAAGUGUAGUGAUGUUGGAACAGCAUUGGCUUAUAUUUUGAUUCAACUAGUCGCUAAUAAACUUAUUAACCCUUCUGAUGUGCAUCUGAUAGGGCAUAGUCUUGGUGCUCAUGUUAUUGGAAAUUGUGGGAACGUAUUUUUCGAAUUGAUGAAGAAGAAAGUCGCUAGGAUCACAGGCUUAGACCCAGCUGGAUACAGAUUUGAGUCAUCUGGAUCGUGUUUAAAACCACUUAGAAGUUUGAAUAAAGACGAUGCGGAUUACGUGGAUGUUAUGCAUACGUCUUCAUAUGUUACAGGACAUACUCAUCUUUUGGGAACCUCUGAUUAUUAUCCGAACAAUGGAGGAUCCCAGCCAGGAUGUAGAAACGUUAUUGCAUUUCCGGGUUUUACUCUGAUAUGUGAUCAUAGUAGAGCUUAUUUAUUCUAUCGCGAAUCGAUUGAUAAUGAAAAUAGUUUUAAAAGUUUGGAAUGUGAUUCGUGGGAAUUAUUCACAAGCAACAAAUGCGCGCAUAACAAUAUAAAUAAUAUGGGCCAUCAUUCAUCACCAAAGAUAACUGGAACUAAAUUUUACUUACACACGAAUGCCGAAGCUCCAUUCAGCAAAGAAUUAUCUAUAGAUGGCAAAAAGACAAAAAAAUAAUCAAAUACUAAUCGGUUUAUAAUAAAAUAUCACAUUAUCAAGCAACGUUUGUAUAAUUA